UGAUUUGGCGUUUGUGAUUGGUGGUGUUGUUGUAAUGUCCUGCUUUUAAUACCUAGGUUUAGACGGACGUUUAGGCUAUCCCUAUUAUUAACUGAAGUUAUGUUUCAGUAAACCGAUACGUCUAUUGUUAAUGUUGUUUUAUAUUACAUCAUGGGGAAUUGUUUGGAAAUAUGUUUUGGUAGAAAACAAAGAAGGAAGGACUACUUCCGUGGGAGGUAUCACAACUGUAAUGUGGGCAUAGAAUUUGAGAACCUUAUGGAUGAUGAUGGUUGUCAAGAAGAUGGAAAUGCAAUUAUUACACAUGAGGAAAGAGAGCUGUUGAAUGACCUCAGGUACACAGAACUGGUAGCAGCUCAGAGGAAAAUAGAUACAGAAAUUGAUGAAAAGUUACAAAGACAAGAAGAGGAAAUAAAGCUUGAAGAGGAAGCUUUCAUAGCAGCUAAAAGAGAAGCUUCAAGAAUAGCCAGACAGAAGAAAUUAAUGGAUGCCAAACGAAUGGAAAACAGUAAUGGUCGAGCACAGUCAUGGCUAGGAGAUGAUGAAAGCCAGUGGGAUGUGGCUGGUGGUCAAGAUGAUUUUGAAAUGUUUUUGGAGUCUGUAAAAGCAAGGUCAUUGUCUGUAAGGGCAAAUGGUGUACCAUUGACGCCAACUGAAUUUGAGGACAAGCUGGAAUAUACCAACAGCAAGAAAGAUACAACAAUUUCAUCAGAUGAUGCAUCAUGGGAAGGGAAUUUUGUGAACGCAGACAUGACACCGGAACCUAUUGUUAUACCAGCAUCUGUAUCUGUUGAUAACCACAUCAGUCAUGAAAUAACAACAGCAAGUACGAUGACAGUUGGAAUGGCACAGACUAGCUUAAGACCUCUUGAUUCUGGUAAAGACACAUUGCAAAUAGUAGCUGACAUAAACAUUCCAGCAUCGUCGAAUCAGAGCGCAAAGACAGUUGCACCAACAACAAGUCAUUCAGUGUUAGAUUCCAGUUUAAAAGAUUUUGAUGAUUUCCUUGAUGAACUUGAGCAGGAAUUGGACUUGUCAACAUCUUAGAGUUUGCAAUUUCUCUUCAGCCAGGGUAAUAAUUAGAUAAUGCGCAUGAUUAAUUGCACUGUAUAUUUCUAUUUUGCGCAAUCAGUGGUGGACUAGGGUCUGCCUGAUAGAGGGGGUCUAGUCAGAAUUCCUCACAGGGUGUGCUCAGAAGGAAAAGCUGUUGGAUAUUCUGACAAUUUAGGGAUUUGAAAAAAAAGGCUUAUUUAAUCUCGCAUUCUGUGAAAAUUCAGAAUUUUUGUUCCUCCAAUAAAUCUUGUUUUCUCCCCCCCCUCCCCCCGGAGGCUCUCCCUGCUGGCAUUGCAUGCAGCAGAUGUACAAUUGCCAAUUACUUAGCGGAAAUGUCCAUUCACACAAGACAAAUUGUUACAAGGGACACAUCCUGAAUAUAGGACUUCCUGAGAAAUAUCCAUCACUUUUACACAAGUGAAUACAACCUUGCUUUAAAGUCAAUACAAUAGAUUGUAACAAUUCAAGUAAAACCACAUUUUAGAAACUGCUUUUAAUUGAACCAUUAUUAUUAACAUCAACAUUUAUCUGAAGUUUCGAUCACAGUUGGCGAUCUUUGUCAAGAUUCUGACUGUGUUAUUUCAGCCUGGUCAUGACGUCAUCAGUCCGAAGACAUUAGUGCACUGAUGUUAAUCCAUGUAAAAAUAUCUUGGUAGAGUUUACAAAUCUUCGCAAUGUAACACAUGGUAAUUUUAAAUAGAUGCACCUUCACAUAAACAUGAUUUGAAAUGGAGACACUCUCGCUUCAUUUUUUCUGGUGCCCUCUGGAAUAUUUUGUCUUGUGUGAAUCAUAGUUUCAAUUUCAGCCAUGAGAAUAAUUUCCUAAAGCCCUGUCCAGACUAAACCAAUUUUAUUGGACAAAAACUUGUAGCAUACCUAAAUAUGGUUAUGACAUAAUUUGAUGACCAUAUAUAGGCACAUUAUGACUAUAUUAUGAGCAUUCAACACUUUUUUUUUUAUCACACUGGGUUUGAAAGAGCUAUGCUUUCAUAAACCACCAAGCUACAGCCCUAAUUAAUAGAGAAAUACUCACUAACGAUAAUUAUUAUUUUUUUUAAAUACAUCAUGAUUUUGUGCAUAAAUACAGGCUUCUGAAUUUUCAAUACUUCAUUUUUUUUUACAGAUAUACUGUGAUAAGGUAUGAAAUAUAAAUUAAAUUUAGAACAAGUAAGAAAAAAAAAACCCACCCAUAUACUAAUGUUUCUGUAAUCUAAUAUAAAUGUGGGGGAAACAAUUAAAUUGUUUAUUUUUUGUAUAUAUUAUUAUAGAAUUAUUAGCUUCUACAUAAACACAGAGUUACAUAGACUUCAUGUACUUUCAGAUGAAUCAUUGUGUUAUAAAAACAAUGUACAUUUCUUGUUAAGUACUGUAUUAUUUACUGAUAGUUUUU
Anneissia japonica is the source of this 2440-nucleotide messenger RNA. Its product is annotated as AP-1 complex-associated regulatory protein-like. Gene Ontology annotation, molecular function: AP-1 adaptor complex binding. The transcript has 6 exons. Bases 151 to 1044 code for a protein of 297 amino acids. Gene Ontology annotation, biological process: negative regulation of cell motility; regulation of Arp2/3 complex-mediated actin nucleation; negative regulation of substrate adhesion-dependent cell spreading. Lineage: Eukaryota; Metazoa; Echinodermata; Crinoidea; Comatulida; Comatulidae. The record is from RefSeq and is a predicted model, not a curated record.